AUGGAUCUCUAUUUGGCCAUCACCUUGGCUACAGUAGUCACCAUCACUGGACUGUUUUCGUUCUAUCAAGAAGCAAAGAGUGGGAACAUCAUGAGCUCGUUCGCCAAUAUGAUUCCGCCAAUGGCGCAUGUCAUUCGGGAUGGACGAUUGGUUGACAUAAAGGUCGAAGAAGUCGUACUUGGAGAUGUGGUCGAAGUUGGCGGUGGUGACAAGGUUCCUGCAGACAUUCGAAUUUUUCAAGCCAGAGGUCUCAAGGUGGACAACUCAUCGCUCACUGGAGAGUCGGAGCCGCAAUCGCGAACGCCAGAAUUCACCCACAAUAAUCCGCUAGAGUCAAAGAAUGUGGCCAUGUUCUCAACAAACGUAAUCGAAGGAAGUGGUAGAGGCAUCGUCAUUCUCACCGCUGACAACACA
This is a messenger RNA of Cooperia oncophora, 414 nucleotides long. The record is from the annotation of a GenBank genome assembly. NCBI's taxonomy places the organism in Eukaryota, Metazoa, Nematoda, Chromadorea, Rhabditida, Trichostrongylidae.